Messenger RNA from Danio rerio (zebrafish), 1441 nucleotides. Lineage: Eukaryota; Metazoa; Chordata; Actinopteri; Cypriniformes; Danionidae. The record is from RefSeq and is a predicted model, not a curated record.
AGAGUAGCGCCGGAACUACGUAGAGCAAGAUGGAAGCUAGUGGCGCGAAAUCACGGAGCAUAUAUGGGUGAAGAUGAGCAAGCGAAGGCCAGCCGCUCUCUCUGAUGUCCAGUGUGUCUCUCUGGUUCAGGAGCUCCUGCGGGAGAGAUUGUGUCAUCAGAAGUUGCCAGAUCAGCCCAUAGGCCUCGACUCACAGUACAAGCACCUGCUGGAGCUGCUGAGACGAACUGCUGUUCAUGGAGAAAGUAACUCGGUUCUCAUCGUCGGUCCUCGAGGAUCUGGUAAAACUAUGUUGUUGGGUUGUGUUCUCCGAGAGCUCAUGAGUCUGAAGGAGGUGCAGAAGAAUGUUCUGCUGGUGGAGCUGAACGGUCUUCUGCAGACGGAUGAUAAAAUUGCUCUGAAAGAAAUCACGCGGCAGCUGCAUCUGGAGAACGUCGUAGGAGACAAAGUGUUUGGCAGUUUUGCGGAAAAUCUGGCUUUUCUUUUGGAGGCUCUCAAGAAAGGUGAUAAGAGCAGUAGUCGUCCUGUGCUCUUCUUGCUGGAUGAGUUUGAUCUGUUUGCUCAUCAUAAGAACCAGACGCUGCUCUACAAUCUGCUGGACGUUUCUCAGUCUGCGCAGACGCCUGUGGCUGUGGUCGGACUCACCUGCAGACUGGAUGUGCUGGAGCUGCUGGAGAAGCGGGUGAAGUCUCGAUUCUCUCACAGACAGAUUCAUCUCUUCAGUUCUCUCUCCUUCAGUCAGUAUGUGGAUGUGGUUCGACUGCAGCUCAGUUUGCCUCAGGAUUUCCCAGAUCACAGGUUCUCCAGCCAGUGGAACCAGAGCGUCACGAAACUGUGUGAAGAUAAAUCCGUUCUGGAGGUUUUAAAGAGAAGCUUCAACUCCAGUAAAGAUUUCCGCUCUCUGUAUUCGCUGCUGUUUAUGGCUGUGAGUCGUGUGUCCGUCUCUCACUCUACUCUGUGUGAAGCUGAUUUUCUUGAGUCCGGCCGCCUGAUUUCUGCCGAUUCCAAAGCAAACGUCCUCCAUGGUCUGUCUAUUCUGGAGCUGUGUUUGAUUAUUGCCAUGAAGCAUCUGAAUGACACCUAUGAUGGAGAACCCUUCAACUUCCAGAUGGUCCACAACGAGUUUAAGAAGUUCAUUCAGAGGAAAUCUCACUCCAUCCAUAAGUUUGAGAAGCCCGUGGUGAUGAAGGCGUUCGAGCACCUGCUGCAGCUGGAGUUGGUUCGUCCGGUGGACUCUGGAGUCUGUAAAGUCCAGCGCGAGUAUCAGCUGAUGCGGCUGAUGCUGGAGCACGGGCAGGUGAUGGAGGCGCUGCAGAGGUACCCACAAUGCCCCACUGACGUCAAACAGUGGGCGCUCUCCGCCUUCGCAUGACACUCACACUUUGGACAUUUCCUUGUCUGUGUAUAGGUUUGUUUGCAAUAAAAUAAUUUGGUAAUAAUG